Plodia interpunctella (Indianmeal moth) is the source of this 1728-nucleotide messenger RNA. It is a transcript of the gene Prosalpha6, whose product is annotated as Proteasome alpha6 subunit. The coding region runs from base 115 to 936 and encodes 273 amino acids. The record is from RefSeq and is a predicted model, not a curated record. Gene Ontology annotation, cellular component: proteasome core complex; nucleus; proteasome core complex, alpha-subunit complex. The transcript is spliced from 6 exons. Gene Ontology annotation, biological process: proteasomal protein catabolic process; ubiquitin-dependent protein catabolic process. NCBI's taxonomy places the organism in Eukaryota, Metazoa, Arthropoda, Insecta, Lepidoptera, Pyralidae.
CCAAAGUCCAUUUGACGUUUUACGAAUCAUUGUUUCGUUUACGUCGGCUUGUGUUUUCUCUAUAUUAUCCAAGUGAUUUUUACGUUUAUUUCCAUAUUUUUAUCCUUUAUCAUUAUGUUCCGUAAUCAGUAUGACAGUGACGUCACUGUAUGGAGUCCCCAAGGCCGUCUCCACCAAGUGGAGUAUGCCAUGGAAGCUGUAAAACUGGGUUCUGCAACUGUUGGCUUGAAGAAUAAGCAGUAUGCUAUCCUUAUCGCUCUGAAGAGAGCCGUCAGUGAGCUGUCAGCCUAUCAGAAGAAGAUUAUAUCAAUUGAUGAUCACAUCGGCAUCUCCAUCUCGGGUUUGACCGCUGAUGCUCGGAUGUUGAGCCGUUUCAUGCGCACCGAGUGUCUGAACCACCGCUACGCGCACGACGCGCCGAUGCCUGUCGGCAGACUGAUCGGUAUGGUCGGUAACAAGAUGCAGAUCUGCACACAGAGAUACGACAAGCGUCCACUUGGUGUUGGCCUUCUUGUAGCUGGUUAUGAUGACCAAGGCCCGCACAUCUACCAGACCUGCCCCUCGGCCAACUACUUCGACUGCCGCGCCAUGGCCAUCGGAGCGCGGUCGCAGUCCGCCCGGACUUACUUGGAGAAACAUCUCAACACAUUCCCCGACUGUGACCUCAACGAGCUGGUCGCUCAUGGACUGAGGGCUUUGAGGGAUACGCUGCCUAACGAAGUCGAUCUUAACACUAAGAACGUGUCGAUAGCGAUCGUGGGCCCCAAGACGCCGCUGCGCAUCAGCGAGGAAGCAGAGCUGUCCCGCUUCCUGUCGCUGGUGGAGGGCGAGGAGCGACGCGGCGGCGCCCCCGGCGGCGCCCCCGGCGACGCCCCGCCCGCCGCGGGGGACCCCGACCGGGACCCGCAAGUGGGGGUCGCGAUGGAGACCGAGUAAGCUUUGAGGAAGUCCAAGUCGAAGAAGAAUCAGCUCCAAGAACCAGCAUCACUCGCAUAGAAUAUUGGUGGUCGGAGCUGACGCGUGUAUUGCCCUCCCUUUCUAACGCAUUUAAAGACCCGCCGUGGCCAGUGUCUGUUUCGCUCUUUGCCCUUUGAAUUUCCACACACAUAACUACGUUUUCACACUGUGUAUUAAAAGGUCAGUUAUAAUUAUAUCAAAUUAAUGAUAUUUAAAUAUUCUCACAUUAUCAGCUAUAUACCAAACAAAUCUCAUUUGAUAUGUAAAAAUGUGUUCUUAAAGUUGAGACGCGCCAAAAUGCUGUUUCGACACAUGUCAAAUCGCCGGAAGCCUCCACUAUCAUAUUUUAUCAAUUCUUUCUAUUUAUAAGCCAUAAUUUAAAAUCUGGACACACUAUGCUACACUAAAUAAAAGAUUUUAUUGUACACUUUUGCCACAGUUUAAAAACUCGACAACGGUGGCAAUCAAAUUCGUAAAUUGUGUAAUGGAAAACUAUAUAUACUGUAAUAAAAUCUUUUAUCUAGUGUUGAAUACUUUUUAGUUUUCGCUAGUAAUGAAUACAAUGUAUUUAUGAAAAUGCAAUGGUGGCGGUAGUGUGCAUAGGAAUUAAGAAGUUAUCAUAUGAAUCCUGAAAGUUUCUUCAUUUUUCGAUAAUUAGUUUCGGCUUUUGCUAGCAGAUGCUGGCCACGGCGAAUGCAUAGAAUAUGUUUUAAAAAAAAAUUCUUAAUGCUUUUCUACUAUAUAAAAAUAAAACACAUUUAUAUAUCUUCA